This is a messenger RNA of Ilex paraguariensis (yerba mate), 546 nucleotides long. The record is from the annotation of a GenBank genome assembly. Lineage: Eukaryota; Viridiplantae; Streptophyta; Magnoliopsida; Aquifoliales; Aquifoliaceae.
AUGACAGUGGUGAACUGUGAUAGAGGCUUUACCUUCUAUGAAAUCCUGAAACUAGGUGAAGUAUCAGAGAUAUCACCUCUUGGGGUUUUAAAGAAAGCUAACCAAACAAGUUGGGGUGUGGUCUCUGUUCUCUACUCAGUUCCCCUAAGCUUCAAGAAUUCCUCCAAAGAGGUUGCUUGUGGAAGGAGACCAGUCGACUCGAAGGCACCAUCUAAAGAGGUGAUUCUUGUGGACUGGGUACUGGACUGUUUGAUAGGAGGGAAACUCUUGAAGAUGGCAGAUCCCAAACUAAAGAAUGAGUUUGAGGUGGAGGAGAUGCUAUUAGUAUUGAAGGUUGGAUUACUUUGUUCACAUCCUGUUGCGGCAGUCAGGCCAAGCAUAUCUCAAGUUUUGUUGUACUUAAAGGGCUAUGCUCCAGUGCCUGAAAAUUUGGAUGCCCUUCUUUCGACGCAUGAGCUCGAUGCUAUUAUGCUGAACCAUUCUGUUUACGAAACAAAACAUUCUACGCCAUUGGUAACAGUCACUGAAGAGUUAACAGGGCGUUAA